AUUGUGGUUGACACGACGUUUGUAGCUAUUCAACCUGCCUGACAAGUGUGAUUGUGGAUAUCAGUGCUGAAGACUGAAAAGCGCUCAAACGGUUAUUGUUAGCUAGUUUUGUCACAUAAUUCUUACAUAUUUACAGAAGAAUUUUAACAUUCCUGACAAGCUAUUAGCCGUGGACGGUCCUGAUGGCGGCUGUGAGAAGUAUAAACAAAAUGUAUGGAGUAUGUUUCCAUGUUCGUCAGACGGCAGGACUGAAGGCAUCGAGGCUGCUUCAACACAGAGCCUUCAGAGUCGGUGCUGUGCUGCGGCAGCAGCCCUUUGACUCGACACUGGAAAAGCCCCAGUUCCCCGGAGCCUCAGCCGAGUUUGUGGAUCAGCUUGAGUUCAUCCAGCCCAACGUCAUCUCUGGGAUCCCAGUGUAUCGGGUGAUGGACAGACAGGGAAACAUCAUCAACCCCUCUCAAGACCCUCAGCUCUCCAAAGAGACCGUUUUGAACUUUUACCAGAAGAUGACUCUGCUGAACACCAUGGACCGCAUUCUUUAUGAGUCCCAGAGACAGGGUCGCAUCUCCUUCUACAUGACCAACUAUGGUGAGGAGGGGACACAUAUUGGUAGUGCUGCUGCUCUUGACCCAACCGACAUAGUCUUCGGUCAAUACAGAGAAGCUGGAGUGCUGAUGUACCGGGGUUUCCCUCUGGAUCUGUUCAUGGCUCAGUGCUACGCCAACGCCGAUGACCUGGGCAAGGGCCGGCAGAUGCCCGUGCACUACGGCAGCAAAGAUCUGAACUUUGUCACCAUCUCCUCUCCUCUGGCCACUCAGAUUCCCCAGGCGGCCGGAGCUGCAUAUGCCCUCAAAAGAGAAAACAUGAACCGGGCUGUGAUCUGUUAUUUCGGAGAGGGCGCGGCCAGCGAAGGGGACGCACAUGCCGGCUUCAACUUCUCUGCGACGCUCGAGUGCCCGCUGAUAUUCUUCUGUCGUAACAACGGCUACGCCAUCUCCACCCCCACCAACGAGCAGUACAGGGGAGAUGGCAUUGCUGCUCGUGGUCCGGGGUACGGCAUGCUGUCCAUCCGUGUCGACGGGAACGACGUGUUUGCCGUGUACAACGCUACGAAGGAGGCGCGCCGCAGAGCCGUGGCGGAGAACCAGCCCUUCCUCAUCGAGGCGAUGACCUACAGAAUCGGGCACCACAGCACCAGUGACGACAGCUCGGCGUACCGCUCGGUGGACGAGGUGAACUACUGGGACAAGCAGGACCAUCCCAUCUCCCGGCUGAGACACUACAUGACGGCCCGCGGCUGGUGGAGUGAGGACGACGAGAGGAGCUGGCGGAAGCAGUCGCGCAAGACGGUGAUGGAGGCAUUCGAGAGGGCCGAGAAACGCCUGAAGCCCAACGUAGAGCUGAUGUUCACCGACGUGUACCAGGAGAUGACGCCCGGUCUGAACAAGCAGAGAGAAUCCAUGUGGAGGCACGUGCAGCAAUACAAAGAGCACUACCCACUCGACCUGUACGAUAAAUAACUGCAUCCACAGGGUGGAACCACUUGCAAUUUGCUGACUAAAUGUGGGAGUGGGUGACAAUUGAGACUAACAAACUGUUGCACACCUUUUACUGUAUUCAUACAAAUAUAGUUUUGAUAUGACGUGUGUCAUUUCUUUCUGCACAACUUAGGAAGAACGAAAAAUAUUGUCCUUCAUGCCUCUGGGUUUGGUGCCUUAAGUUAAUAGAUUUGCUGUCCAUAGUAGAGCUCUUUAAUGAUUAUUAAAUCACACUCUCGUUCCCAAAGUUACCACUGUUCUUUUUGCAGAGCAGCAAAAAAAACAGCUGGUGCAGUUUGAAACUGACAAAUCGAGCAAUAAUCGUUAGAAUUGUACCCAUGUUGUUAAUGUUCCCUUUCCUGUAACUGUCCUCUCCAGUGAUCCUGGUAUUUAAAACAUUUCCUUGUGUAUCAUUAAGGUGACUGACAAACUUGUUGUUUAAAAAAAAAAAAAAGAAAAAAACUAUUUGAAUGGUUUUUAGUAUACACACCCAGAUUUUAGAUGGGUUUGUAUGCUGUAAUGCUGUUACACACUAUUCUAAAUCCCAGAACUGUACAAUCAUGUUUGGUGUUUUGUGAAAAAAUAAACUAUGAAACUUU
This is a messenger RNA of Perca fluviatilis (European perch), 2137 nucleotides long. RefSeq names its product branched chain keto acid dehydrogenase E1 subunit alpha (gene bckdha). The record is from RefSeq and is a predicted model, not a curated record. Gene Ontology annotation, molecular function: oxidoreductase activity, acting on the aldehyde or oxo group of donors, disulfide as acceptor. Lineage: Eukaryota; Metazoa; Chordata; Actinopteri; Perciformes; Percidae. The transcript is spliced from 8 exons. Gene Ontology annotation, biological process: branched-chain amino acid catabolic process. The coding region runs from base 183 to 1520 and encodes 445 amino acids.